UCUCUGCCUCUGCUCCCCACAUCCCUCCCUGCCCGUCUCUACUUCCCUCUUGCUCCACUGCAUCCGGACGGGGAUGAGGAGACUGAACACCGAUUCAGCCUAAGGACUCCCAGACGUCGAUGACCUGUGGGCGAAAGCUGUGCCACUGAGAUUUCUGCACAUUGCUACACUAACAGCAUCAUGACCAGGAAGGUGUUCACCAACACGAGGGAGCGCUGGCGCCAACACAACGUCAACACAGCCUUUGCAGAGCUCCGCAAGCUUAUCCCCACCCAUCCUCCGGAGAAGAAGCUGAGCAAGAACGAAAUCCUGCGCCUGGCCAUGCGCUACAUCAACUUCCUGGUGCAGCUGCUGGAGAGCCAGAGCGGUCAGCCGGCCAGCCACUCCUCCACAGCUCUGCUCACCUUCCUGAGAGGGAACAUGGAGCGGCUACACUCGCCUCCCCAUCCCUGGACCACAACCAGCGACACAGAGGCUCCGUCGCCCGGAUCCAGCUGUGACAGCUCUGAGGCCUGGUAGAGCCUCAUCCUGAGACGAUGAGAAGAGCAUGGGAAGACUUUGUAUGCCCUUUUUAUGAGGGAAUAAGAACCGAUUAUGUUUUGGACCCCCAACAUGGCUGACAAGAAGGGUCCCUCCAGCAGAGUGGUAAUUUAUAAGAUAUGAUUUCCAGGUAAAAAAAAAAAAUAAUUUGUGUUCUGCAUGGAAGUGUACCACAUCCUCUUCAUGUCUCCAUGUUCACAUUCCUUGUUGCUGGAACUGAUUUCAGUUUGCAGGAGGCGGCAUCGAUGAGGAAAAUGGAAGAAUGGAGGAGUAUGGAUUUUCUAAUUCUGACUUAAAUACUGAACCGAUAAUGGCCCGACCAGUUCUCCACACUGCAAAUGUCUGAAAAUAGUCAAGAGCACUUUUCAUUUUUUAUAGUCAACAAGCUGUUUGUUUUUCCUCUAAAAACCACAGAAUCUGAUCUUUUUCUCAAUUACCAAGGUUAUGUAACUUCAGAGGAACCAGGUUUCCUGUUUUGGUUCCUCUUUUUCAAUGUUUGGCAGCCAAUUUCUAAUGUUUGGAUAAAACUGACAAUCUGCUUUCAGUAAUUACUCGCGAAUAUCUUCUUUGAAAGGAAUUUGCUUUUGUUUUAUUUUUUUGUAAAAUACGCAUGUGAUAUGGCCAAAGAUACUGAACUGAUUGUCAGCUGUGAUGAGUGUGUUAAUUAUCAAUCUUAUGUCUUUGCUAAUUUAUUUUGCAUUGUUUGUGAACACAUAGUAUCUUAUUUACUUUAACUAUUUAUUUAAUAAAGGAUUUGUUAAUUA
Girardinichthys multiradiatus is the source of this 1304-nucleotide messenger RNA. RefSeq names its product T-cell acute lymphocytic leukemia 2 (gene tal2). Gene Ontology annotation, biological process: regulation of transcription by RNA polymerase II. Lineage: Eukaryota; Metazoa; Chordata; Actinopteri; Cyprinodontiformes; Goodeidae. The record is from RefSeq and is a predicted model, not a curated record. Bases 181 to 519 code for a protein of 112 amino acids. Gene Ontology annotation, molecular function: DNA-binding transcription factor activity, RNA polymerase II-specific; protein dimerization activity; RNA polymerase II cis-regulatory region sequence-specific DNA binding. The transcript is spliced from 2 exons.